Dermacentor albipictus is the source of this 2821-nucleotide messenger RNA. NCBI's taxonomy places the organism in Eukaryota, Metazoa, Arthropoda, Arachnida, Ixodida, Ixodidae. The record is from RefSeq and is a predicted model, not a curated record.
CUUCAUUGCCACAAAACGUUGUCCGCGAGUAUGUGGCUGACGUUUGCUAUCAAACGCCAGUUUCACCCUUUCCACUAGCGGUGCGCUGCGUCUAGCAGUGCACCUUCACGUGUAGACGCUGCCAUGUGCAUGCAGUGCUAGCGGUCUUUGCAAUACUGCCUCCUCGUCUCGCCGUUGUCUCGCGAUAGCUCGACGGUGGGGUAGCCAAGAAUGCCGCUGGUGUUGGGUGGUGAACUGUAACAAUCGUGGCGGAAACACCUGUGGCCUGCAGCCACCUGUCAAGUUCCACACUCCUCCGGCUAAACGACAUCCGUUGGAAGGCGCGCAGGCAGGCAUGGCUAACCGCUGUCUGCAGAAUCAGGUUAUCUGCUGCACCGACGCACAGCCACCUCAUCGCAAAGGCAGCGCAGACGCAGAGGGUCGUGUAUCGACGACUACGGCAUUCAGGAUGGAGCACGCAAGCUUCGGCGGCAGCGACUUCGAUGUGUGCCCAGCUACCUUGUUUGGACAGUGCCGACUUUUGGUCAACGAACCUUGGGCGGAUGACGGCCAUGUCUACGGUGUACAAAAGGCGGACUGGAUCAGUGCAGCAUCGGGGCGUGAGGCCGGCACCAACAUGAUUGUGCCACUCACGCAUUUUCUUCUGCUAACGCAGGUUAUCUGCUGCACCGACGCACAGCCACCUCAUCGCAAAGGCAGCGCAGACGCAGAGGGUCGUGUAUCGACGACUACGGCAUUCAGGAUGGAGCACGCAAGCUUCGGCGGCAACGACUUCGAUGUGUGCCCAGCUACCUUGUUUGGACAGUGCCGACUUUUGGUCAACGAACCUUGGGCGGAUGACGGCCAUGUCUACGGUGUACAAAAGGCGGACUGGAUCAGUGCAGCAUCGGGGCGUGAGGCCGGCACCAACAUGAUUGUGCCACUCACGCAUUUUCUUCUGCUAACGCAGGUUGGUGAUUAUUCUAAUGAGAGUUUCACCUUUUACGUAUUCAUGGUGCCGGUUACGCCCCGUGGUUUAAGUGUGCAUUCAGAGUACCGUACUGUGCGUUGUCAUGCCAAACGUCGUUUCUUUUUACUGCGAAGAUAUGCAUUGUAUUUCUUGCUUUUAUUCCUGUGCGGUGACAUAGAGCUAAAUCCUGGCCCAACUACUGCUGAAACGCUGAAUCUAAUUUUGGAUGGCCAAAGGGAAAUAAAGGCCAAAUUACAGGCUAUCGAAACAUCGCAGAAUCAAGGCCAAAUAGCUAUAGAAGAGCUUAAGUCACGAUUAGAUUCUGUGGAAACUGCAAUAACACAGUUUGCAAACCUAAGAGGAGCUGUUACUGAAUGUAGGAAGAAAACUGAAGAUACCCACAGCACGGUGAAGGCCUUAUCCCGCAAAAUAGACGACUUGGAAAACCGCAGCAGGCGAUGUAACCUGAUAUUUUAUGGUGUCCCUGACAGUGAAAGUCGUGAACUGUCCGCUGUCUCCGAGAAAAAAGUACAAGAAAUUGUAUCACGUUUAGGACUAGCACCAGUGCAGAUUGAAAGGGCACACAGACUCGGCCGGUUCCAGGCCAAUAAACCUCGGCCGCUCAUUGCAAUGUUUUCAAUGUUUAAAGAUAAACAAGCGAUUCUAGCCAACGCCAAGAAACUAAAAGGAUCGAAUAUUAGUAUAUCAGAAGAUUUUUCAGAGGCAGUGCGCAGAAAACGAAAGUUUCUUUGGGAAUUCGGCAAAAGGAAUGCCCUUGACGGUGCUCGCGCAAACCUAAAAUAUGAUAAGCUGUUUAUUAACGGGCAAGCAUAUGUAUAUGAUGAAGGUAGGGGCCAGGUUGUGCAAACGACAUGACGCAUGCGCAGCUCCGUAGCAGAUGUAACUUUCCUUGUUGUCAACUGCCGUAGUAUCAAGAACAAAAUAGAUGAUUUCCACAACCUUCUGUGCAUGACCAAACCAACUGUAGUGCUUGGAACGGAAUCAUGGCUAGAUGAAGAAAUAACGAGCAAUGAAGUCUUUCCAAGCGGCUACACAUGCUUUAGGAACGAUAGAAACCGUCAUGGUGGUGGGGUCUUUAUACUUGUUCACACAUUGCUUUCUUGUUAUGCUCUUGAUAUCGGCAGCCCAAAUUGCGAGGAUAUAUGGUGCAAGAUUCGGUUACCAAACGGGAAAACAUUAUCAGUAUGUUCAUUUUAUAGGCCUCCUUCAAGCCCUCUUGCUUUCUUGUCUGAUUUUUCAAAGACGAUAGAGACAGUCAAUACAGAUUACCUUGUCAUUGGCGGGGACUUUAACAUCCCAGAGCUUUCUUGGAAUAAGCACCCUUCUAAUACUAGGGCUACAUCUGCAGUGGCAAAGGAAUUGUUGAUGAUACUAAGCAGUUUUUCCUUAACCCAGGUGGUAACAGAAGGUACGAGACAAAAUAACGUUUUAGACUUAAUUUUAACUAAUCAGCCAAAUUGGAUUAGGAAAGUUUUGGUGGUUCCAGGUAUUAGCGACCAUAAAGCUGUGGUUUGUGAAAUGAAGUUGACGUACGAAAAGACGCAAAGCUCGGGAGCCCGAAGGAUGUAUAAUUACAGCCAAGCCAACAUAAAUGAAAUAGGACUUGCAUUACAGGAAUUCCUCCCAAAAUUCGAAAUACUUUCUGAGACAAUCGGCGUUGAUGAGUUAUGGGUACUUUUCAAAGCAAAAAUGCUUGAGAUGCAGGAAAACUAUGUGCCGUCGUGGGUGCAGACCAAACGGCGCGCAAAAUCUAAGCCAUGGUUUAAUGGUGAGCUGCGACGCCUCACUAGUAAAAGAAAUAGGAUAUACAGGAAAUAUAAAAGAAACUCCAUUUCGGAAACUUGCGAUCAA